AUGCAGACGGAUACCGCAACUAGACGUCGUGGAAAGGGUGAACGCGAGAAGUUUCACUACUACUUGUCGUUCGUCGGCCAAGUUUGUCGAUCAGCCUUCGCUCACUGCCUUGGUGUAAAGUCACUUACAAUUCAGCGCUAUAAGCGUCGCGUUCGAGAGAGGAAUAUUGCAGCCAAAGAACAUGGCAACAAACUCAACAAGAAUGCCUCCUCCGUAGAUGUAGUUUGGUUGGUCAAGUGGUUUAAAGAGUUCGCUGCCGAGGUAGGUGACGUGGUACCAGUGCGGGUUCGCACGCAGAAAACUAAAGACGGCGUGGUGAACAAGUACUAUAGCCGUGAAGACUACACCCUGUUACCUGCAACGUUUAAUUGGAACGUUUGGCAUGAAGAAAUGCACAAGUACGUGGCUUUGGGUCUUCACAUGAACGAGCCCGCGCCUUCCACCAUCAGGAAGCUGCUGUCUAUCCACUGUCCAAAGAUUAAAAUCCGGUCUGAUCAGUCGAAUGUCUGCGACCUGUGCACAGUCUAUCAAACUCGCAUGCGUUAUAACGGUACGGCCGACCAAACCGAGGAACUGGGAAAGGACACGGAGUCGGCUCGCCGAAUGAGCGGGGAUGAAGCCUCCAGCGAUCUCGCAGUCAUUGUGAUGGAUUUUUCGCAAAACCUGACGAUUCCUUCGGUGGCAUGCACCCCAUCGCAGUGGUAUUUCUGCUCGUUGUUGGCGGUCAACGUCUUUGGGAUAUUUUUCGAUAACACUGGAACGCAAACAACUACGUUGAUUCCGUACGGCAACAAGCAUCUCGUUGUCUAUGCAGACAACUGCAUGGGGCAAAAUAAGAAUAACCACGUGAUCAAGUUCUUUGUGGCUCUGGUACACAUGGGUGUUCUCGAGCGAGUGGACUACAAGCUCUUUGUGAAAGGUCACACGAAGAACUCUUGUGACCGCGGAUUCGGCCACAUUCGCAAGCACGUUUCUCGCCAGGAUUGCUGGACAAUGAAUCAUAUUAUCUCCGCUGUGGACAAUUCUGCCACCUCCAACACUACCGUUCACAUCUCGCGUGGCAAUUUAUUUUUUACGAGCUACAAACCAGUAGUGACCGAGCUCUACAAGAACCUAACGAGCGUGCAGCAGUACCAGGUAUUCUCUAUGGUUAAAGAUCAGCCUGGAGUUGUUUUGUGCCGCAAAGGACCCGACAAUGAAGCAACUAGACAAGAUCUGCGACGAAACGUUGAUGGAGUUGCCACCGAUGACAUCAAAGUAGAUCGCAUCGAAAAGAUGCUAGAUCUGCACAACAAAAUCCACCCGUAUGUGCCGGAAGAGUUCCAAGAUGAUCCUAUCUAUGCAAAGCCAAGUGAGCUGCAACAGGAAGACGCUAAAGCGGCCAAACAAGCUCGUCGAGAACACCGAGCUUCAAUGGUUGCAGCAGCGAAGGCUAACCAGGACCGCCGAGGCAGGGACGUUCAGGAUGAGAUUCGUCCUACUCCCAAGACGGCUCGUAAACAAAGCAGAUCUAUUCUGCAACAGACACAUUUUGUUUAG
Messenger RNA from Phytophthora nicotianae INRA-310, 1539 nucleotides. RefSeq lists its product as hypothetical. The transcript has 4 exons. Lineage: Eukaryota; Oomycota; Peronosporomycetes; Peronosporales; Peronosporaceae. Bases 1 to 1539 code for a protein of 512 amino acids. The record is from RefSeq and is a predicted model, not a curated record.